Molecule: messenger RNA, 1896 nt
Organism: Magallana angulata
Lineage: Eukaryota; Metazoa; Mollusca; Bivalvia; Ostreida; Ostreidae
Product: propionyl-CoA carboxylase beta chain, mitochondrial-like
Exons: 17
Coding region: 43-1677 (544 amino acids)
Cellular component (GO): mitochondrion
Molecular function (GO): propionyl-CoA carboxylase activity
Source: RefSeq, a predicted model, not a curated record
GAAUUUGAGACGACCUUCACCCCCGUAUAAACAGGCAACGUUAUGGCCUCCGUCGGUCGGUUUACCGCUAGACUUCUUAGAAAUCCUGCAGUUUUACGGGCAGGUCGACAAUGGCAGCAGACGGCCCGGUGCAGUGUUGUCGCAGGGAGUGCACAGCAUACACUGAGUGUCCGAAAACGCAUCGAAGAUAUGAAGAAAGCUGCACUUCUAGGGGGAGGACAGAAGAGGAUAGACAAACAGCAUGAGAAGGGUAAGCUGACUGCUAGAGAAAGAAUUGAGCUUCUAUUGGACCAGGGGUCAUUUGUGGAGUAUGACAUGUAUCUGGAACAUGACUGCACUGACUUUGGAAUGGAAAAAGAAAAGUACCCCGGUGAUAGUGUGGUCACAGGCAGGGGAACAAUUAAUGGAAGAGUCUGCUUUGUGUUCUCCCAGGACUUUACUGUAUUUGGAGGGAGUUUGUCAGGAGCUCAUGCCAAGAAGAUCUGCAAGAUUAUGGACCAGGCCAUGUUAGUUGGGGCGCCUGUGAUUGGUCUUAAUGACUCGGGCGGGGCUAGGAUUCAGGAGGGAGUGGAAUCUCUUGCCGGCUAUGCCGACAUCUUCCAGAGAAAUGUGAAUGCUUCUGGUGUUAUCCCACAGAUAUCUCUCAUCAUGGGACCCUGUGCAGGUGGAGCAGUGUACUCCCCAGCACUGACAGAUUUUGUUUUUAUGGUCAAAGACACCUCUUACCUGUUCAUCACCGGUCCUGAUGUAGUCAAGUCUGUAACUGGAGAAACUGUCACUCAAGAAGAACUGGGCGGAGCCAAAACACACACAGCUACAUCUGGUGUGGCUCACAAGGCAUUUGAGAACGAUGUGGAGGCCCUACUCCAGGUCAGGGAUUUCUUCAACUUCCUGCCCCUCAGUAACGAGGACCCCUCCCCCAUCAGGCAGUGCAGUGACCCCUGGGAUAGAGAGGUUGCUGGUCUAGACACAGUUGUUCCCCUUGAAACGACAGCAGCUUAUGACAUAAAGGCAGUCAUCAGUGGUGUUGCUGAUGAUUCUGAGUUCUUUGAAAUCAUGCCAAUGUAUGCCAAGAAUAUCGUGGUGGGAUUUGCUCGAAUGAAUGGCAGAACAGUGGGAAUGGUGGGAAACCAACCCAAAGUGGCAGCAGGCUGUCUGGAUAUCAAUGCUUCCGUGAAGGGGGCUCGCUUUGUUCGGUUCUGUGAUGCUUUCAAUAUCCCCAUUGUGACGUUCGUAGAUGUGCCGGGAUUUUUACCAGGAACGAACCAGGAGUAUGGAGGAAUUAUCCGACAUGGAGCCAAGCUUCUGUUUGCUUAUGCUGAAGCUACUGUACCUAAAAUCACGGUCAUCACGCGUAAGGCGUACGGUGGGGCCUAUGAUGUAAUGAGUUCUAAACACCUGAGAGGAGACACAAACUAUGCUUGGCCCACAGCAGAGGUCGCUGUCAUGGGAGCAAAGGGGGCUGUGUCCAUCAUCUUCCGUGGUAAAGACCAGGCAAAGAAUGAGGCGGAGUACAUCGAGAAGUUUGCCAAUCCAUUCCCUGCAUCAAAGAGAGGUUUUGUGGACGAUAUUAUCGAACCCCGGGCCACCAGAAAACAGAUCUGCAUAGAUCUAGACAUGUUAGCCAGUAAAAAACUGGGCAAUCCUUGGAAGAAACAUGCCAACAUGCCACUGUGAUCUCAAGGUCUUUUGUUAUAUCCAGGCUUAUCGCUGCCUCCCUGCAUUCUCAUUACCCAUAGUGCUGUGGACUUUUUUAAGCUUCCUGCUGGACAGUCUUAUAAUCUGUCAAAAACUCAAUAAAGGGGGAGUUUAAAUGCAUUAUAUGUAAUGAUAUAGGUUUUUAUUGUACAAUGUAACUGUUGCUGACUGAAUAAAUGUUGAGUGAAUUGAUUUGAA